CUACUUUUUGGUCUGCGAUUUCUCCUCCUGCUUUGGUGUCGUUGCUCGUAGUCUGUCUCCAUUUCAAUGCUGACUCUUCAAAUGCUUUUUGCUUCUACAACCUCUUACUACAAAGGUACUAUCUUUUUUCCAAUUUUCCUUUCAAUAACUUCAAAUAAUACAAUAUAAUAACGAGAUUAAAUGUGGAUGCAUUGCGGCUGGGGAAAGAAGUUCACUCCUUUGCAAUGAAACCUCGUCUUUCUGAGGAUAACUUUGUUACUUGUGCAUUAAAAGACAUGUAUGCUAAAUGUGGAUGCUUGGAACAAUCUCGGAACAUUUUUGACAGGGUAAAUGAGAAGGAUGAAGCAGUAUGGAAUGUUAUAAUUGCAGGAUAUGGUAUCCAUGGACAUGUGCUGAAGGCUAUUGAGCUGUUUGGAUUAAUGCAAAAUAAAGGAUGCAGACCGGAUUCUUUUACAUUUCUGGGAGUGCUAAUUGCCUGUAACCAUGCUGGCUUAGUAACAGAAGGAUUAAAAUAUCUUGGUCAAAUGCAGAGUUUGUAUGGCGUAAAGCCAAAGUUAGAGCAUUAUGCUUGUGUGGUGGAUAUGCUUGGUCGAGCAGGGCAACUGAAUGAAGCUUUAAAGCUUGUAAAUGAGAUGCCAGAUGAGCCAGAUUCAGGGAUAUGGAGUUCAUUGCUCAGUUCCUGUAGGAACUACGGGGAUUUGGAAAUUGGAGAGGAAGUUUCCAGAAAGUUAUUAGAGUUGGAACCAAAUAAAGCAGAAAAUUAUGUAUUGCUAUCAAACUUGUAUGCUGGAUUAGGAAAGUGGGAUGAGGUGAGAAAGGUACGGCAGAGAAUGAAGGAGAAUGGCCUAUAUAAAGAUGCAGGCUGCAGUUGGAUUGAAAUAGGAGGAAAGGUUUAUAGAUUUCUUGUUAGUGAUGGAUCACUUUCGGAAUCAAAAAAGAUUCAGCAGACUUGGAUUAAAUUGGAGAAAAAAAAAGCAAAAUUGGAUAUAAACCCGACACAAGUUGUGUGCUCAUGAACUGGAAGAAGAGUAAAAGAUUAAGAUGCUGAAGAGCCAUAACGAGAAGCUUGCAAUUUCUUUUGGUCCAUUAAAUACGCCUAAAGGUACAACGUUCAGGGUUUGCAAAAAUCUACGCAUAUGCGUAGACUGUCACAAUGCAAUUAAAUUUGUAUCAAAGGUUGUUAAAAGGGAUAUUAUUGUAAGGGACAACAAGCGCUUUCAUCAUUUCAAAAACGGUUUGUGUACCUGUGGAGAUUUCUGGUAGUUGGGGGACUGUCAGUUUUUAAUGAUUAUUUUCAAUGAGUGAAGGACUCCAUUAAAGAUCAAUGGAGUUGUGGAGAACUGCUUCUGCUUAUCCUCCACGUUAUAUAGAUAUGUGAAAUCCAAUUCUUUCCGAAUUAUACUUUGCAAUUGCGUUGUUACUGACAGAAAAGAUGAGCCAUGCAGAAUUUAUCCUUAGUCUCUGACUUGUAAAUAAUUAAUUAAUUACCCUCAGUGUGAACUUGGGUGAAUAUUUUUCACUGUAAAUGACAAGCGAUUGCAUAGCAUACUAUGAAAAAAUAAUGUGAUAUAUAUGUUGAAGAGGACUACCAUUGAAGAAAAAAGAACAAUUCAAGAAUUUCAAAUGCAGAUGCAUAGCUCAU
Molecule: messenger RNA, 1642 nt
Organism: Glycine soja
Lineage: Eukaryota; Viridiplantae; Streptophyta; Magnoliopsida; Fabales; Fabaceae
Product: pentatricopeptide repeat-containing protein At1g18485-like
Exons: 1
Coding region: 225-1016 (263 amino acids)
Biological process (GO): RNA modification
Molecular function (GO): protein binding; RNA binding
Source: RefSeq, a predicted model, not a curated record